This is a messenger RNA of Chondrus crispus (carragheen), 1383 nucleotides long. RefSeq lists its product as hypothetical. Gene Ontology annotation, molecular function: nucleic acid binding. The coding region runs from base 1 to 1383 and encodes 460 amino acids. NCBI's taxonomy places the organism in Eukaryota, Rhodophyta, Florideophyceae, Gigartinales, Gigartinaceae. The transcript has 3 exons. Gene Ontology annotation, biological process: DNA integration. The record is from RefSeq and is a predicted model, not a curated record.
AUGUGUAACGUGUACCGACGUUUCGUCGACCACUUCGCCAAGAUUGCGGCGCCGUUGACGUCCAUGCUCAAGAAGGGGGAGCCCGAUCGGCUCCCCGAACUGGACGAAGACCGCAGGUCUGCCUUCGAAGCUCUGAAGACUUGCCUGAUUUCCCCACCGGUAUGGCGACUACCGCGUCUGGGGCUACCGUAUUCCCUCGACACGGAUGCAUCCGACGCCCAACUCGGUUGCACGUUAUUACAGCAACACGAGGAUGGUAACAGAUACCCUGUCGGGUUCUGGUCGCGAACGCUCUCGUCGGCGGAAAGGAAUUACUCCACGACGGAGAAAGAAUGUUUGGCCAUCGUGUGGGCCAUUCAGACGCUGCGUCCUUACUUGGAACGCGAGCGAUUUACGGUCAACACCGACCAUCAUUCCCUUCGCUGGUUAAUGAAUCUUGCCGACGCAAGCGGGCGUUUAGCACGGUGGCGCUUGCGCCUAGCCGAGUUUGACUUCGACGUCACGUACGUGAAGGGCAUCAAGAAUUGUCUCGCCGACGCCCUCAGUAGAAUACAGUCUAUAGGGGGCACAACCAUUGUACUCGCUCAACACUCCGACCCGUUCUGUAAGGAGAUCGCUUCCCAUCUUAAGAAGGGGGAGGGUGUGGCCCAAAUUCGCCUCUCCAAGUUCUUCAUGAACAAGGAAGGGGUACUUUGCCGGAAAGCGCACCUUGACGGUGUUGAGCAAAUCGUCGUACCAACCACUCUGCGCGAGCGAGUGUUGUAUAUGGCGUAUUACCCCGCCGCCUCGGGACACCACGGAGGCAGGGGUCUGUUCUACACAUUAAGACAACGGUACUACUGGCCGAGUAUGUCCGUCGACGCAUACGCCACAGUGAGAAGGUGCUCCGACUGUGCGAAAGCUCGCAUUAAAUUGCGUAAGCACAACGCGAAGUUGAAAACGUUCCCUCCGAUGGGACCCUUGGAGUUUAUCGCUAUUGACAUCCUAGGCGAACUCCCCAGAACACCAAGAGGCAGUCGAUACCUCUUGGUAAUAUCUGAUCUCUUCGUAUACGGAGCCCCAGUGAAGCUACUCUCCGACAAUGGGAGUCAAUUCACGUCAAGGCUCUUCCUUGCCGUGUGCAAAAUCCUCCGCGUCGAAAGCGUGUUCACCACAGCUUAUCACCCACAAGCUAAUGGACAGGUGGAGAGGUUCAAACGCACCCUGGUGUUCUCUCUACAGCACUACCUAGCCGACAACCAACGCGAUUGGGACCAGCUCAGGGACGCGCUAACCUACGGUUACAAUUGUACCGUGAAUCGCAUGAUCGGUAUGAAGCCGUUUGAUCUUGUGUUAUCCCGGACACCGGCGCCUCUUUCCAUCCAACAGACCCCUACACUGUAA